AUGGCCGACGAAAAGGAAGCAGUGCUGGCCACGGUUCAGAAGUUCUUGCACUCAAUCUCAUUGAGGCAACCCCCCUUUAGUGAAGCUCUUGAAUAUGUUUUGCCAGACGGCUGGUGCGUUUUAUCUCAUCCAGACGAGUUCUGGGUCGGUCGCUUCAGAGAUCUUGUUCCUAGAAUUGAAGAGAAAGUGACUAAAACCUUUGGCGACCUUGCGAGUAAAUUUGAAGAACGACUUGCAGAACCAGGUCCAGAGGUCUGGAUUCACGAAGAUCUCGCGGCUGUCUGGGCCGGCUAUCAAGUACACUUCGACAACAAAGAGAUUACCCGUGGGAUCAACCUCUUUGGGCUGCAUAAGACUGCAGAUGGUUGGAAGAUUUCUGGAGUUGCAGAUACCCAGCUUCCCGAGGGCCCGGAGCGAUCUCCUGUCCUGCAAACGGUCAGCCCCGAGGUUAUGAAACCAAUCGAUUACUUGUUGGAUAAUAUGACAGAGGGCAACUGGGACAAAAUACCGUCCGUUUUUGUGACGGGUAGUGGUAUCACAAACUCUAGAAGAAAAGACAACAUGCUGUUCACUUCGACAUGGCCUGAACUAUUGGUGAGACUGAAAGGAAUCAUUGACAAGUCCCCAUCAGAGAUUCGCGAACUCCUGUUUGACGUCGAGAUUCGAAUCUGUGGAGACUUCGCCUUUGCGUGGACGCCAUUUGUGAUCGACAUAAACGGCCAGACGGUUAGUAAGGGCGUGAACAUUUUCACGCUGGUAAGGAAAGAGGGUGAAUGGAUCAUUUCUGGAUGCCAAGAUACGAGCAUGCCAGUACAAUAA
Molecule: messenger RNA, 819 nt
Organism: Trichoderma breve
Lineage: Eukaryota; Fungi; Ascomycota; Sordariomycetes; Hypocreales; Hypocreaceae
Exons: 1
Coding region: 1-819 (272 amino acids)
Source: RefSeq, a predicted model, not a curated record